CCUCCGUGUCUGAUGCCAGGGAUCUUGUGAAGAUGGAAUCUGUCCCCAUUAAAGAGGAGCUCCCUGAGCUUGAACUAGUCCCCAUUAGACUGGUUUUCUCCGGAUUGCCUUCCCUCCCCAUGAAACAGGAGAUGCCAUGUGACAGCAUCAAGACAGAGGUGCCUGAUAUUAAAGAUGAGAGCAAUGAACUGGAGAUUCCCCAGACAGCAGGACCAGGUCCCAUUAAAGAAGAGCAGCCACUAAGCAGAACCAUGUGUGAUGCCAUGGACAGCGUGAAGACUGAAUCUGACCUGAUUAAAGAGGAGCUCCCUGAACUUGAAGUGGUCCCCAUUACAUUACUAUCUGCACUGGCUUCCCUCCCCAUUAAACAGGAGCUCUGUGAGAUCAUGCCAUGCAGCGCGAUCAAGCCAGAGGGGAGUGCUGGGAUUAAAGCUGAACCCAGUGAAUUGGGGAUCUGCCAGACAGAAGAACCAGUUUCCUUGAAAGCAGCCCCCCCUGCGCUGGGUCCUGUAUGCCUGCGGGCAUGUAGUGUGGUGCUGAAGAGAAUCUGCCUGAGAGUGCAGGGCGCUGGAGCGGGAGCCAGCUCUCCCAACAGCAUGCAAGGAUGUGGAAAGGAAGACGGGGGGAGCUCCCAUUCAGAGUGCAGUCCAGCAGGUUCCAGAACAGCAGCUAAAGUAAGGGCGAGCAGUGACUGUGGGAAUGGUGUCACCAAGUCAGGAGGUUUUAGAAUACUCCAGCGACCACGCAGAGGAAAGAAACCAUAUCUCUGCUCUGACUGUGGGAAGAGUUUCAGUUGGUCACGAAACCUUACAUCACACCAGCGAAUUCACACAGGAGAGAAACCAUAUCACUGUUCUGACUGUGGGAAGAGGUUUAUUCAUUCAGCAGCCCUUGUAAUACACCAUCAAAUUCACACAGGAGAGAAACCAUAUCACUGUUCUGACUAUGGAAAGAGGUUUAAUCAGUCAGGACAUGUUAAAACACACCAGCAAGCUCACACAGGAGAGAAACUGUAUCAGUGUUCUGACUGUGGGAUGAGGUUUAAUCAGUCAGGAUCCCUUAAAACACACCAGCGAACUUACACAGGAGAGAAAGCGUAUCGCUCUGACUGUGGAAAGACGUUCAUUUCAUCAACAAACCUUGUAUCACACCUGUGAAUUCACACAGGAGAGAAACUGUAUCAGUGUUCUGACUGUGGGAUGAGGUUUAAUCACUCAGGACAGCUUAAAACACACCAUCGAACUCACACAGGAGUGAAACUGUAUCGCUGCUCCGAUUGUGCGAAGAGUUACAGUGAUUCAAGAGCCUUUGAAAAACACCAGCGAAUUCACACAUGAUAAAAAUGCAUUGCUCCUCUUACUGUGGAAAGAGUUUAAAUAAGACAUGACUGAAUUCAUGUAAGAGAGAAACCAAAAAAAAAACCCUUUAAAUUUCAGUGAUGUUCCGCGUGAAAUAACGUUCACCUGUUUUGCUCAGAAGAGCCAGCUUCUGUUUCAUUGUAGCAGGGCUGGCUAGUGUGGGUUCCUGAGCUGAGGACCCAGCCAGACCCUGCCAGAAAUCUUUAACCCUUUGAGUAGUGUGAACGUACCAGCACAUUCAUUGAAUUAAUGGU
Molecule: messenger RNA, 1612 nt
Organism: Polyodon spathula (Mississippi paddlefish)
Lineage: Eukaryota; Metazoa; Chordata; Actinopteri; Acipenseriformes; Polyodontidae
Product: zinc finger protein with KRAB and SCAN domains 8-like
Exons: 3
Coding region: 33-1157 (374 amino acids)
Biological process (GO): regulation of transcription by RNA polymerase II
Molecular function (GO): DNA-binding transcription factor activity, RNA polymerase II-specific; RNA polymerase II cis-regulatory region sequence-specific DNA binding
Source: RefSeq, a predicted model, not a curated record